Molecule: messenger RNA, 1904 nt
Organism: Ostrinia nubilalis (European corn borer)
Lineage: Eukaryota; Metazoa; Arthropoda; Insecta; Lepidoptera; Crambidae
Product: zinc finger protein pita-like
Exons: 7
Coding region: 93-1904 (603 amino acids)
Biological process (GO): regulation of transcription by RNA polymerase II
Cellular component (GO): nucleus; chromosome
Molecular function (GO): chromatin insulator sequence binding; zinc ion binding
Source: RefSeq, a predicted model, not a curated record
AAACGCCAGUAGACAUUUUUCGUGGUAAUGAAUGGAGUACGCCGGUAAGAAAGAUGUGAUGAUAAGUUCCGUAAAGUUUUUAAGAAAUCAAUAUGGCCCUCAAGCUGGGGAAAUGCAGACUUUGUCUGAAGCUUGGCGACUUUUACUCCAUCUUCACCGUGGACAAUGCCAUCCAACUGGCAGAGAUGGUCAUGGAAUGCGCCCGGGUGAAAAUCUACGAUGGCGACGGGCUUCCCGACAAGAUUUGUUCAGAGUGCAUACAGAAGCUCAGCAGCGCAUACAUCUUCAAGCAGCAGUGCGAGCGCUCUGACCAGGAGCUGCGCAGGAAUUAUGUGCCGCCGCCGGGGUUCAGCAUCACGCCCCCACCGCCACAAAACAGACAAAGCAGCGAUUCCGCGUUCUCGUCCCAAACUGACAUCUCGAACCAGACCAAGCCGUCUUCCUCCAACGAGAGCGCCGUCACGCCGGCCAGUCGCUCGCGCAAGCGCAGCCGCGAGAGCGCCGACAACACCUCCGUCAGUAGUCGUUCCCACGACUACGCGCCCGCCACAAAACGCGUCUCCGAACUCCGCGAUUCCCAAAAGAAACGCCGCGUCCAAAACUCCUACGAGGACGACUCCGACUACGAGGAUCACAUGUCGAACUCCCAGUUCUCCGCCGGCACCGACUCCGACGAGCCGCUCCUCAAAAACUCCUUCAAGUGCAAAAAGUGCGAAAAGUCAUUCGCGAGCGCCAAAAGUUUAGCCCUCCACGGCCGGACGCACAAAAAGGACAGCCUCGGCCAGAACGAGGUGGUCAACAUCCCGAAACCCGCCCCUUCCGAGGACGCGACCGACGACGACGACAAGCUGUCGUGCGACAAAUGCGGGAAGACGUUCAAGCUGAAGAUAAUGCUGAAGCGGCACCACGACCUGUGCGGCGUGAUCACCGAGGUGUCCCCGCAGAAGGAGUUGCUCGUGUCUCUCGAGCCGAUCGACGCACCGGUUCACCCGAAAAAGAUCGAGUGCGAGAUAUGCACGUCCAAGUUCAAAUCGAUCGAUAAUCUGAACAAGCAUUUGCGAGUGGUUCACGCGGCGGCGCCGAAACCGGAUCCGUCGCCGGUGAAAGAUAAAAAAGUGUCGGUGCCGUGCAUAUUCUGUCGGAAGCAGUUCGACGACUACUACGUGUAUACGGCGCACCACAACAGCUGUAACAAGCGGCGGGAGUUGGACGCGUUCUCGUGUCCGGUGUGUAAGCGGUUGUCGGGGAAGCGCAGCGCGUUCUUCGUUCACGUGAAGAACCUUCAUUUCGAGCGCGGGCUGUCUGGGAAGGAGGAGCCUCGGGCGGAGGCGUUCGACUGCCGCGUGUGCAGCAAGCGGCUGGCGUCGCAGGAGCAACUCAUCACGCACCUGGCCGCGCAUAUGUCGCACAUUGACGAGCCCGAGGCCGCCGCCGACGACGAGUCCAGGGCCAGCACCUUAGACGAUUCUGCAUCGAUCGCGUCGGCGGACUAUACCAGCUCAAAAUACGUUUCCAACGGACCUUUAAAGUGUGGUAUCUGCGACAAGCGGUUCACGUACAAGAAGGCGCUGGUCACGCACCACGAGCGCUGCCACGCGAAUAUGGAGCUGCAGGUGAAGGUCGAGCCGCCUGAUAAGAUGCCUGAGCAGUGUGGUAUCUGCGACAAGCGGUUCGUGUACAAGAAGGCGCUGGUCACGCACCACGAGCGGUGCCACGCGAAUAUGGAGCUGCAGGUGAAGGUCGAGCCGCCUGAUAAGAUGCCUGAGCAGUGUGGUAUCUGCGACAAGCGGUUCACGUACAAGAAGGCGCUGGUCACGCACCACGAGCGCUGCCACGCGAAUAUGGAGCUGCAGGUGAAGGUCGAGCCGCCUGAUAAGAUGCCUGAACAGGUAAUUUUAGGAUAG